GAUAAGUUCCGGUCGAAAGGUGUGAAAGUUGUUUACAUUUUGGCAUUCAAUACUAUUCCAGUUUUACAGGUGUUAUCUUAAAAUAAAAACAACAUAAGAAUUGCAUUGAUAAAUGCGUAAACUACACAGUUAUGGACCUGUGCACAGUGAAACAUUCCUUCUCGGAACUAAUAAAAGUAAUGAACCCAUGGACACAGAGUCACUUUGUGAUGUGGCUGGACAUAAAAGUUGCUGAGUACAAAGUCUACGGCAAAAUGGUGCUAGACAACAAAUCUGUGACAACUCCAGAAUGGCUAAGAAAUAAGAAUUUAGGCAUGGAUUUUGAUACAGAAGCUGCCAGUGGUCAAACAUCAAAGGAUCAGACUCCAGUUGAUGAUAUUUCACGGAGUUCUAGCUAUAGGGAGCAACAGCGAUACAGCUCCACUCCACAGCAUGGGAAAGACAACAACAAAAAUGCCAGUAGGGUUGGUUCUAAUGUUAACGAGGUAGAGCGAACCAGAAGAGAAACAAAUGUGGUUGAUUUGUCAAAGUAUUCUGACUCACAGACAUAUCAAUCCCGUACGCCAUCUUCUGAGGGGUCCUAUCUCCAAAGACAAACUGUUUCCUCUGUGGACAAGACUUCACAAGGAUCUAUGUCAUCUGUGCUAUCUGUCAGUGGUGGACGAUCAUUGGAAGAUUCUCGAGUUUCUUUAGGUCGACAGCAUGUUUCACAUUCAGAAUUUGCAAAAGGCUCUGAUCACUAUUUCUCUGGAACAAAACCUCAUUCUCUAUCUUAUACCUCUGAGAGAAACACAUCUGGCAAUAACCAGAGAUCUAACACAGACAGUCGUGCUGGUUCAGAACAUCAGAACAAUGGUCAGGAAUUUUCUAAUAAAAAUACAUCUACUUUUACUAAUCCAUUCCCUGGUACAAAUCUACACCUGACGGAUGAUGAUGUUGUCAGUAGCUUCACAAAGUUAGCCACCGAUAGGAAUUUUGUAACAGAAACCCAUUCUAAAUCACAGUUUGAACAGCAAAAUAUUUCUCCUGAUGUUGAUAUGACUGCAAUUAAAAUAGAAAUUUUGGAUGAAGAUUCUGAAGAGUUUAAUCCGCCUCCGGACAGCCAUACUUACCAGAAGUCUCUGCCAGACUUUGGUAGGACUUUUGCCACAGGUUCCCGCCACUCGUCCUCAUCUAGUGUUUCCAAUAAUCAGAUCACUUCCCAGAAUAUCAUAGGCUCAGAUAUUUCAGCACAAGGUCAAAGUCACUUGUCUAAUUUGAUGACGUUUGGCGACUACCAUACUUCUCUCAGUCAUCCUGUACCUGUAUCUAUGUACAUGUCGACAUCACCAUCAGCCGAACAACAGGUUUCCUUGGUUGCUGCAAGUGAUGACAGCACACAGGAAAGUGGUGAGCAUGGACAAGAAGCUACAGAAAAUACAGAACAAUCAUGGAAACACAAAAAAUGGCAGUACAUUGAGUCUCUGCGAGGGAGCUCCGACAAUCUUAACCCAAAGGUCCAAUCUCGAAUCAUGCAGCGCACCAAAGUUUUCCCCGAUCCUUUUCCUGUGGAGAGACUCAAAUAUGGAAACAAGGCUCGAGAUAUGAUCAACUCUGGGAUCAUCACACGCCCCGCCAAAAUGCAGUUCCUUGAUACAGUAUUCAAUGAAAUUGUCAAGUACACUGGACUGUAUCCAACCCCUACGCAGAAGAUGGAAGUAGCUAAAGCCAUCGUAAGCAGUUUCCCCAAACUCAAUGUACGAUCAAAGGACAGUCACAUAUCUCCUGCGGAUUCCUGGUUUGUUGUUCUUAAUGACAAGUUCCGCAAUGAACGUCGUGGUUUAAACAAUCAGUCCUACCAGAGUCAGCACAUGAGGCAGAGGGCACUGUUAACAGUCCGGAGGGCACAAGCCCACAUGUAUAAUAUGGCCUCCAUGUCAAGGUCAUCCACCACUGGCUUUUCUGGAGUGGCCAAGUCGACGUCACAGCCAGUUAAAGAUGAAAAUGGUGACACGUAACAGUUUAAAGUUUAUACCAGUGGUUAAGAUCAGGGACUUUAUCUGUAUGUGGAUUUAAUUUCGACUGAGACUUUCAGAUUUCCGUUAAUUUAUAAAAAAUGUUACAGGUUUGUUAAGUUACCAGUUAAAAUCAUUGGUUAUAAUCAAAGUAUCAGGCAUACUGUUACCAAAGAUGUCAGCAUGGCACCACAUAUGAAAGAACAUUGACCUGGUUUUCUUGUGUUUAAGACAUAGAAACAUUAAAUCUUUUUAUGUUGCACAGCUAGCAGUCAUUGAGAAACCAAAGGACACAUUGUGUUGUCAUUAGGUAAAUAGAUCUUGUAUUAAAAUGCAUAAUAUAUAUGGAAGUGUAAAAAAAAUAUUUCAAUCAAAAUGCCACUUACGCUAUACAUUAGGCCAUCUUUAAAAAUAUCUUGGUUUGCUGUAACCCGACCAGGGGGUUUUACAUAUGGGUAGGUAGGUAGUGCUGAACUUUUUUUUAUCAGUAUUCAGCAACUUCUGGACAUUAUUAUCCGGAAUGGUCAAGUCAUUAAAAAAAAAAAAAAAACAAUUAUAUUUUUCACAAUAAAAUUUUCAGAGUCUGCAUAUUUUUUCUUGGUCGGGCAGGUUAUGCCAAGUCUUAUACAUCAUGCUUUUUCACCAAGUCUUAAAAAGACACUGUGUAUAUUUCUGGAUAACACUAGAAUACUUAAGUUCCAAAUAGAUCAGUUAAAAGAUGGGAGAGAAGAUUUAUGGACAAACAAAACCUUACUCUGGAUGGUCAUUGUGGGUGGACGUAUAGGCACCACUGGCAGUCUGUUGUUACCAAUGUCAGUACUCCAGUAACACUUCUGUAGGGAUUUUGAUAAAAGCUUUCAGAUCAAAAGUAAACACAAUACAUUGGAUGUGUUUGUUUCUGAAUUUCUAGAUCAAAGUCAAUUUUUCUAUCUACAGAAAAUUAUCAAACCAGACUUCUUUUCUGAAAUAAUUAAAUUUGUCCAUCCCGAUUUCUUUUCUGAAAUAAUUUUAAUCAAACACAUACAGAAUGUGAACACCCGAGAUGAGUUCGUGUCUCAGGGUUCUGAUAUCAAAGUCAUCACUUCUCUUUAUAGUCAAACAAUGACACAAAAUGGAUUAAUGUCUUAAAGAUGUUUUCUAUGUAUAGAUUAGAAAGCUUGAUUAACUUUUUUUUGCUUGUGAUCCCAUACCGUUUCAUGUAUGAACAGUAAAAUCAAAUAUCUUGGUGAGAGGCAACAGUGCUAUCUACUGCGUCAACUCUAGGAAUUCAUUUUAUAAAAACAUUCACAAGGGCAUAUACAUUGUAAAGUUUAUUUCUGUGUACAUUGUAUGGUACAUUUGUGUAGUGUAUAGUUGAUGUAUUUCUCUGUCAUUGUAGUAAUGUAUAACAUGAUAGGACUCUUAUCACUGUUUUAUAUCAUUUUGUCAGGUAACAAUAGAUUUUGAGAUAUUUAUACAAAGCAUAAAAUGAAAUAUUGGUGCAGUUACAAUCAUGAGAAUUUAAAAAAUGAUUCAUGAUGGUAGUAUGUAACAUUUCUAUAAAAGGAUUUGUAAAGAUGUAUAUGUGUAAACAAAUAAACAAAUUCUAAAAUUGACUUUUAGGUGGUUUAUUCUGUUUCUUUGAUAAAUUUCUUCACAGUUCAUCAUUUGUGACAACCUCUCACAUUCUGCAACAAAUAUUUUACACCUACAAAUUUUAAUAAGAAAUGACACAAUUUCUAAACAAAAAUAAUUCAUUCUCAAUGAAUUUGAGGACAAUGUUGUUUUUUGUUUAUUUCAUUCUCUUUUCAUACUUCUACCAACAUUUGUAAAGAUCUCGACCAGAACUGCUAUCACAGCAACACAAAUUCCAAAUCAACACAUCUAGUAAUGACCAGAUGAUUAAAA
Molecule: messenger RNA, 3881 nt
Organism: Pecten maximus
Lineage: Eukaryota; Metazoa; Mollusca; Bivalvia; Pectinida; Pectinidae
Exons: 6
Coding region: 132-1997 (621 amino acids)
Source: RefSeq, a predicted model, not a curated record